UCGGGCUGCUUCAGUGCGACUCAGGAAAUUACAAUUAUUUUCAUUUUAACGUUGUUUUCUGAUGAAUUACAGUAUGCAGAAGGAGAAAUAAAAACACUAAAUACUAUUUGUCAUACCAUUAUCAGAGUAGAGUGUAGCUUACAGUUUAAUCAAUGAAAUCAGACUUUAACUAACCACCUACUGAAAAUCUGUUAAGAAAAAUUAAAUAUGAUACUUGGAUAUAUUUAAAGAGCAUAAAAUGUAAUUGGAUACAACGUAGAUUGGUGUAAUGUUAUACUGCGGGACAUUCCAAGCAAAGAACGUAUCCAUGGAGUCGACAGUUUUAUACUUUAAAAGAAAAAAAUCGUGAUUGGUCACACUGACAACCAUAAUUUAAAUCAAAAUACAAACAAAAAAGGCAAUUUACAAACUUCAAACUAUCUUUCCCUUGUAUUUUUUUAUAUCGCCUGCAUGAUUCUAACGAGGCUGGGGUCAAAGUUGAGGAACAAAUAGAUCCAAAGCGGGAGAACGUUGAUCAGUAUUAUCAGAAUGAAUGGUCCAAAGUGCAUUGAGCGUGUCUGACACUGCAGCCGAGCGUUUGUGAUAGAGUGACAAGACUUGGCAACGCAGCCCAAUAUUAGAUUUCAUAAGCAAUUAAAAGAAUUUAAAUAGGUAGGUUUAUUGAAAUCAUUGUGUAGUGAAGAUGGAUAUCCUGGAGACUGAUGCUUACGAUCGCAGACAGAGGAGAAACAUGUCUUGUGCGUUGUUCCUGCACCUGGUCCCGUUCUUCCUGGCCACCUGCGCGUACUUUUACCUGUGGACCCCAGAAUCGGUUGGGUCCAGCUUCGCAGCGGGGGUGAAAUCAGCUCCCUCGCUCCUAUUGGCUGUGGUGGUCCUGAGCUGGAACGGGCCCCACAGCGUCCUGGGUGUGGCCGGGGGUUUGAUCUUCUCCGCCGUGGGGGACUUCUGCCUCGUCUGGCCCGAUCAGACGUUCAUACACGGUAUGGCUGCAUUCGCUGUGGCGCACCUCUUCUACUCCCUCACCUUCCUCUCCUCACGUUACAGCUCUGAAUCCUCCUCCAAAUGGCCCCGCCUCUUUUACCCCAUCUUGUUCCUGAUUGGAGGAGGCUUCUACGUCUACCUGUACCCAUACCUCCAGAAAGCCCCCAACCCAGACCUGCUCGUCCCGGGAGUGGGGGUCUACGUCCUGCUGAUCACUCUGAUGGGUAGCCUGGCCAUCCGGACGCGCAGGCUGGCCACAGUGCUGGGUAGUCUGGUCUUCAUUGUGUCCGACGUGAGUCUAGCCGUGCAGGUUUUUAAUGUGGCUGUGAUAGAACAUGGGACCGUUAUCGUUAUGGUGACGUAUUAUUUAGCCCAGCUACUGAUCGCUGUAGGAGACGUGAAGGCGGUCGAGGGCAAAGACGACUUUUCAAAAUGGAAGAGAGCCUAGAAAUAUCUUUAGUGUAUAUAUUUUUUUACUACC
Periophthalmus magnuspinnatus is the source of this 1462-nucleotide messenger RNA. RefSeq names its product transmembrane protein 86B (gene tmem86b). The record is from RefSeq and is a predicted model, not a curated record. The transcript is spliced from 3 exons. Lineage: Eukaryota; Metazoa; Chordata; Actinopteri; Gobiiformes; Gobiidae. Gene Ontology annotation, cellular component: membrane. Bases 683 to 1429 code for a protein of 248 amino acids.